Molecule: messenger RNA, 979 nt
Organism: Coccinella septempunctata (seven-spotted ladybird)
Lineage: Eukaryota; Metazoa; Arthropoda; Insecta; Coleoptera; Coccinellidae
Gene: Ilp7
Product: probable insulin-like peptide 7
Exons: 3
Coding region: 266-697 (143 amino acids)
Source: RefSeq, a predicted model, not a curated record
GAGACGGAAAAUCACCCUUUCGAAAAAAAUAAACCUGGAAUCGUCCUUAGCCGGUGUGUAAAGACGCCUCUUCGUCGGCGGCAACGUCUGCGCCGCAGACUAGGAAAGUUUUAAGAAAACGGCGUUCCGCAUAUUUCUUCCCCAGUCCAUCGGCGCCCUCAAGGUAGAUAAGCGCAGUUUUCUGCCGGGGCACAACCACACCGCAAAUGUUGAUCGUGGGAUAGUGAACCUGUUGAAAAAAUUUCGAAAAAUUUCGAAAAUCCCGAUGUGGUUGCCUCUGCCGACCUUCGCCGUACUCUGUGUACUUAUGGACGUUUACGAAUCGACGCAGGUGGACAACGAACUGGAACUGAUCUUCAAGCAGAGGUCGCAUUCAGAUUGGAGGGAAGCUUGGCACAGGGAAAAAUACGUCCGAUGUAGAGAAACAUUAAUAAAGCACCUGUUUUGGGCCUGCGAAAAUGACAUAUACAGAAUAAGCAGGAGAAGGCCUGAAAAAAGAUUCAAUAACAUUUUUGAUGAAGAUGCGAAAUAUCCUUGGAUUCCAGAGAAGAGGGCCAAGUUGUUCAUACGUUCGCGCAGGGGUAUCAACAGGCGUACCGGCUCUAUAACUUCAGAAUGUUGCAAAUCUUCAGGAUGCACUUGGGAAGAAUACGCUGAAUAUUGUCCAACAAAUAAACGUUAUACGUCAUAUGUUUGAUUCAAUUUUUUUAAUGUUCAAAAUUGUUUAUAAAUGAAUUGCGAGGAAUUCGCAUAAACAGAGGGGAAUUUUCUUGUUGAACACUUAUGUAAGUUUUUAACUGGAUGGGAGUUUUGAACGAGUAUUUGUUGUCUUAUCGUAUUUCUGUUAAUUCUUAUUUUUCCCAACAGGAGUUUUUUAACAUCUGAUGAUAAAUAAAAAGAGUAUAAUAUAUCUAGCAUUGAAAAAACCUUUUUCUUGUUAUGUGACAUCAAGUGGACUAUAAUCAUUGUAAAUACUACA